This is a messenger RNA of Galendromus occidentalis (western predatory mite), 3302 nucleotides long. It is a transcript of the gene su(r), whose product is annotated as dihydropyrimidine dehydrogenase su(r). NCBI's taxonomy places the organism in Eukaryota, Metazoa, Arthropoda, Arachnida, Mesostigmata, Phytoseiidae. Gene Ontology annotation, molecular function: dihydropyrimidine dehydrogenase (NADP+) activity; NADP binding; iron-sulfur cluster binding. The record is from RefSeq and is a predicted model, not a curated record. The coding region runs from base 180 to 3278 and encodes 1032 amino acids. The transcript is spliced from 19 exons. Gene Ontology annotation, cellular component: cytosol; cytoplasm. Gene Ontology annotation, biological process: thymine catabolic process; uracil catabolic process.
AUUAGCGUGCGCCUUACGAGCGGCUGCCAGCUCCAAGAAACAAUCAAUCCAACCAACCAACCUCUCUGGCGACCUCUACAACGUUCAGCGUUCCCUUUUGGAUACUUCCUGCAAGACACAAGUCGAACAGCUGUUUCGAGUGAAUCCUCUGACUUGGUGUCACUCAGCUUUCACUCAUCAUGGCUCCGACCAACGGAAUGCUGAGCGUGGAUCCUCCCGAUAUCGAGAACAUUCUUGCUCUCAAUCCGCGGGUCAAACAUUCGGCAAACUUCGUACCUAGUCCACAGACCAAGAGAAACAAGGCUCUCUGGAAGCGGAAUGAAGACCGGAAGUGCAAGGGCUGCAACUCUUUGGAAAAAAACUUCGACGACAUCAAGCACACAACUCUAUCGGAGCGGGGAGCUCUGAAGGAGGCUGCGAGGUGUCUGAAGUGCGCAGACGCUCCGUGCCAGAAAAGUUGCCCGACUCAAUUGGACGUGAAACACUUCAUCAGCUGCAUCGCAAACAAGAACUAUUACGGGGCCGCGAAACAGAUUUUCUCGGAUAAUCCACUAGGGCUCACCUGCGGAAUGGUAUGCCCCACAUCCGACCUUUGCGUAGGGGGCUGCAACCUGUACGCAACUGAAGAAGGUCCAAUCAACAUCGGAGGUCUCCAGCAGUUCGCUACUGAUAUUUUCCGGAAGAUGAAGAUCCCUCAGACGCUCCCUCCCGAAAUCGCAGGAAACCUGCCAGAAUCCUACAAAGCAAAAAUUGCCUUGAUUGGUUGUGGCCCGGCUUCGAUGUCCUGCGCGACUUUCCUCGCUAGACUCGGUUAUUCUGACAUUACGAUAUUCGAGAAGCGAGAGUACUUCGGAGGUUUGAGCUCCGCGGAGAUCCCCCAAUACCGUCUACCGUUCAAUGUCGUCUCCUUUGAGCUGCAGCUUGUGAAAGAUCUCGGUGUGAAGAUCGAAUAUCAGAAAUCUCUAGGUUCUGCCUUCACCCUGGAGUCGUUGAGAAGCGGCGGCGUCAAAGCCGCUUUCAUAGGAAUCGGUCUGCCCGAUCCUAAGCGAUUCCCCGUUUUCGAGGGUCUCGACUCACGGUCUGGAUACUAUUCUUCGAAAGACUUUCUGCCGCUCGUCGCUGCUGGAAGUAAAGCUGGCCUAUGCGCUUGCAAGAGCUCACUUCCACAAUUGAGUGGCACAGUCAUUGUGCUAGGAGCCGGGGAUACGGCUUUCGAUUGCGCGACUUCGGCUCUGCGUUGCGGCGCCAAGAAAGUUUUCGUCGUGUUCCGCAAAGGCUUCAAUAAUGUCAGAGCUGUUCCCGAAGAGAUGGAGUUGGCCAAAGAGGAAUCGUGCGAAUUCUUACCCUUCCUCGCGCCCCGCUCUGUGGAGAGACUUCCUGGUGGGAAAAUCAAAUCGAUUACAUUCUGUCGCACGGAGCAGCUCGAGGACGGCUCCUGGAUUGAGGACGAAGAGCAAACCAUAAAACUCAAGUGCAACUUCAUCAUAUCCGCUUUCGGGUCCACGCUGUGCGAUGCAGAGGUUCUGGCUGCUCUGGCUCCGCUGAAGAUGAAUAGAUGGGGUCUGCCCGAGGUUGACCAAACCAGAAUGACGACCAGCGAACCCUGGGUUUUCGCCGGAGGUGACAUUGCCGGAGUCGCGGAAACGACCGUGGAAGCUGUGAACGAUGGAAAAAUCGCCGCUUGGUCGAUGCACUCUUAUCUACAGAGUAUUGCCGGAUUGCGAGUGCCCGAUGAACCACGAUUGCCGAAGUUCUACACUCCUAUCGACGGCGUUGACAUAGGUGUCACAGUAUGCGGAAUCAAAUUCAAGAAUCCCUUCGGCCUGGCAUCAGCUCCGCCCACUACGACCUCCGCCAUGAUUCGUCGCGCCUUCCAGAAUGGCUGGGGCUUCGCUCUGACUAAAACUUUCGGACUCGAUAAAGAUGUUGUGACGAAUGUUUCCCCUCGAAUAGUUCGAGGCACAACCUCCGGCCACGUGUACGGCCCAGGGCAAGGAUCAUUCCUCAACAUCGAGCUGAUUUCUGAGAAAACAUCUGCAUACUGGUGCGCUAGCGUGAAAGAGCUGAAAAGAGACUUCCCAGAUCACGUGGUCAUCGCCUCAAUCAUGUGCGCAUACAUUCAAGAAGAUUGGAUCGAACUCGCGAAACUCGCCGAGGCGUCGGGAGCUGACGCCCUCGAGCUCAAUCUGUCGUGUCCUCACGGGAUGGGCGAGAGAGGAAUGGGUCUCGCUUGCGGUCAAGAUCCCGAGCUGGUUAGGAAUAUCUGCUCAUGGGUCAGAGGAGCAGUGAAAAUUCCAAUCUUCGCUAAACUGACUCCGAACGUGACAAACAUUGUUGUGAUUGCGCGUGCCGCUUACGAAGGGAAGGCCGAUGGCGUGACAGCAACCAACACGGUGUCGGGCCUGAUGUCACUAAGCGGAAAAGGGGAUCCGUGGCCUGCUGUGGGCGUGGAGAAACGAACCACCUACGGGGGCGUGUGCGGCAACGCAAUCCGACCCAUCGCUCUGAGAGCCGUGUCUGCCAUUGCCAAUGCGCUGCCCGGGUUCCCGAUCCUGGCCACCGGUGGAAUCGAUUCGGCUGACGCGGGAUUGCAAUUUUUGCAAGCAGGCGCGAGCGUGCUCCAGAUAUGCAGCUCUGUCCAGAAUCAGGACUUCACCGUCAUAGACGACUACAUCACCGGGCUGAAGUGUGAUCUGUACCUGAAGAGUCUCGAGCAAUGCCAGAAUUGGGAUAACCAAAGCCCUCCAAUAGAUGUGCAUCAGAAGGGGAAACCUGUGCCCGAUGUUGGUCUAUCCGAGAGCCUCCCCAAUUUUGGCCAAUUCAAGAAAACUAAAGAAGAUCUGCUCGCCAAGAGAAAGGUUGAAAUCGAUCUCCUCGAUGAUCUCCCCGAGGAUACCGGCCCGAAUCGACAAACUGCCGAAAUACCCCAAAUAAAGGAUAUGAUCGGGAGCAGUUUGAGCCAAGUGGGCAGCUUCGGCCAACUCGAUGUCAAGCAGCAGGUCGUCGCUGUGGUCACCGACGACAUGUGCAUCAACUGUGGCAAGUGCUAUAUGACAUGCGCGGAUUCUGGAUAUCAGGCGAUUACUUUCGAUUCGAAAACACAUAUGCCUUUCGUCACCGAUGACUGUACGGGGUGCGCUCUCUGCUAUUCAGUUUGUCCGAUUCCGGAGUGUAUAAAAAUGGUCCCGAGGACUAUUCCCCACAACCCGAAACGGGGCAUACCCUUCGACGAAACAAAAGACUUCAUCAGGAAGAACUUCCCGCUUGUCGGUCAAUAAAUACGUCGGAUACCGAACGAAUAA